UUAAUUUUUGUUGUUUUAUGUUAAUAAAUUCACACACAAUUUACAAUGCAAACAAUACAAAAUUAAUAAUUUAAUAUAUCCUAAUAUUUAACCGAAUAACUGUGACAAUCCUUGUCCUUUGCAUUUAUUCCAAAAAGAACAAAACCCCCCAUUAAAAUGCAAAACAAAAGUACAAUGCUCGAAGGCUAUCCCAAAAAUCGAAUGUUCAUGGGAUUGGGCAUCCUAGUUGCCUGCACCAUAAUCGUCAUUAUAAUCGAAUCCAACAUAGAUGUCCACGACCAUAACUUCCAGCCACAAAUUGUCAUCGAAAACAAUUCCACCUGCUGGCUGCGCGAAGAAUACCAAGUAAUCGAAGAAUGUCAUCCGUGUACGGAAUUCGAAGUUGUCAGCAAGAGUCUGGGUGUUUGUAUAAACACACAUUACAAAGAAGUGCUAAGAUGUAAAAGCGGUGAAAUUGUCACGAGAAGUUGUGACCAUGUCGCCGAAAUCGAAAGAAGAAACUUGAUUAUCUUCACGGUUGUUUGUGGUGUUCUUGGGUUCCUUAGCUACAUGCUGGUUUAUUGGAGGGAAAGAGUUAUUUACAGGAGAGCGCAGCUUAAAAUCGAACGACAAUUAAAUCGACCACUAUUAUUGUAGAGGUAUCCUACUAAGAAAAAACACUCUUCCAAGAGCUUUGUAAAUGUUUAAGAAGAUAAAAAAAAGUGUUAAACACUCUCCAAAGGGAUUAACAAGGGCACUGAAUGAAUCUUAAGUCUUUUUCUAUUGUAUAAAGUAAAUUUUAAGUAAAAUAAAAAUUGUAUAUCAAUUUAAGACAA
Molecule: messenger RNA, 815 nt
Organism: Episyrphus balteatus (marmalade hoverfly)
Lineage: Eukaryota; Metazoa; Arthropoda; Insecta; Diptera; Syrphidae
Gene: JTBR
Product: protein JTB
Exons: 2
Coding region: 157-636 (159 amino acids)
Biological process (GO): mitotic cytokinesis
Cellular component (GO): midbody; spindle; membrane
Source: RefSeq, a predicted model, not a curated record